Aspergillus tanneri is the source of this 657-nucleotide messenger RNA. RefSeq names its product EMI1 family protein. The record is from RefSeq and is a predicted model, not a curated record. NCBI's taxonomy places the organism in Eukaryota, Fungi, Ascomycota, Eurotiomycetes, Eurotiales, Aspergillaceae. The transcript has a single exon. The coding region runs from base 1 to 657 and encodes 218 amino acids.
AUGGGUUGGUGGUGGAAUUCCUCAUCACUUCCGAAACAGGAGACUGAGACUCCCCCUCCGCAACCAUUGCCAGCCAGCAACCCACCCGCACCGUCACCACCGCGGCAGUUGACUCGCGAUGAGCAGGCCGACGCCGAGUGGAAGCAACUGCUGGCCAGUCUGGAAGGAGACCUGAAUGGGUCGAAUCGGGCCUCACAGCAGACAUCAUCGUCAUCUACUACUACUACUUCUACUACUACAGAAUCGUCUGCAGAUACCACUACUUCACCGUCCUCCUCUUCCCCAGCUUCUAUUGCGCCGGAAUCGCUCUAUCCCGAUACCAUGUCCUGCCGCGCAGCGUUCGAUUACGCCUUCUUCUGCCAAUCAUUCGGGGGUCAAUUUGUCAAUGUAUACCGAUACGGCGAACUACGGUCAUGUAGUGAGCACUGGGAUAAUUUCUGGCUCUGCAUGAAGACCCGCACAUGGUCCGAGUCGACACGGAAGCAGGCCAUCCGAGAUCACAACCGGAAGAAAGCGAUCAAGUUCAAGACAGGCCCGAGCAGCGAGGAUGUCUGGGAUUUACGGAUGGAGCCUGUUCAGGAAGCCUUUUCGGGGGAUUUUGCCGCUCUGGAGAGGGAAAUGAAGGCCGAGGAAGAGGCGAAACAGAAGGCCGGGUAG